Messenger RNA from Dunckerocampus dactyliophorus (ringed pipefish), 2949 nucleotides. RefSeq names its product neurotensin receptor 1 (high affinity) (gene ntsr1). Gene Ontology annotation, biological process: neuropeptide signaling pathway. Gene Ontology annotation, cellular component: plasma membrane. The transcript is spliced from 4 exons. The record is from RefSeq and is a predicted model, not a curated record. Bases 13 to 1269 code for a protein of 418 amino acids. NCBI's taxonomy places the organism in Eukaryota, Metazoa, Chordata, Actinopteri, Syngnathiformes, Syngnathidae. Gene Ontology annotation, molecular function: G protein-coupled neurotensin receptor activity.
ACCUGGGCGUGCAUGUCCGAAGUCAUCCCUGGUCCGCUCUCGCGCGCGUCAACGCGUCCAGCCAACAUGGACGCCAACCGGACGCACUCCGGGCGCGAUGCGCACAACCUGGGCGCCUUGGGGCAGAGACUUUGGGGGAACCAGUCUCUCUUCCCGAACGGCACCGCCGCCCCCGAGGCGGAGGACCUGGACGUGAACACGGACGUGUACUCCAAAGUGGUGGUGACCGUCAUCUACGUGCUGGUGUUCGCGGUGGGCUCGCUGGGCAACGCCGUCACCCUGUGCACCCUGCUGCGCAAGACGAGCCUGCAGAAUCUGCAGAGCACCGUCCACUACCACCUGAGCAGCCUGGCCGUGUCCGACCUGCUCAUCCUGGUUCUGUCCAUGCCCAUCGAGCUGUACAACUUCAUCUGGGUCCACCACCCGUGGGUGUUCGGGGACGCCGUGUGCCGCGGCUACUACUUCCUGCGGGACAGCUGCUCGUACGCCACCGCCUUCAACAUCGCCUCUCUGAGCGUGGAGCGCUACAUGGCCAUCUGCCACCCCUUCAAGGCCAAGAGCAUCAUGUCCCGCAGCCGCACCAAGAAGCUCAUCAGCGGAGUGUGGCUCGCCUCCUUCGCUCUGGCCGCGCCAAUGCUCUUCAUCAUGGGCCAGGAGGCGCGCCGCGGCGAGAACAUCUGCACCGCCACCGUGGCCCCCGUCACCAUGAAGGCCGUGCUCCAGAUGAACGCCUUCCUGUCCUUCGUCUUACCCAUGGUCGCCAUCUCCGCCCUGAACGGGGUCAUAGCCAAUCAGCUGUUGAGAAUGUUCAGAGAGGCGGAGCAAGACAACCGCGUCUGCAUCGUCGGGGGCAAUCCCACCAUGCUCAACGUCUCUGUGGAGCCCAACCGCGCUCAGUCGCUUCGGCACGGAGUUCUUGUUCUUCGAGCGGUGGUCAUUGCCUUUGUGGUUUGCUGGCUGCCCUAUCACUCCCGCCGCCUCAUGUUCUGCUACGUGAGCGACUGGUCCGACGACCUGUACGACUUCUACCACUACUUCUACAUGAUCACCAACGUUCUCUUCUACAUCAGCUCAGCCAUCAACCCCAUCCUCUACAAUUUGGUGUCGGCGCCCUUCCGCCAAGUCUUCUUCUCCACGCUGCGCAACCUUUGUCUGCCCUGCGGGUGGCGCUCCCACGGAAGUCGCCCCCGUCCCCUCACCCGACACUCUCUCAGCAUCUCCAGCAACCACACCCUCUCCACCAACAUCAUCAAGGAGACGGCCUACUAGGAAGUACCUUUGCAGUAGUACUUACUCUGGCACGGACCAGCGGGUGCAGUUUCUGGAUCGUCGGAUCUAGCAGACGUUAUAAUAGGUGUUUUAUUUUGAAGGCCAAGGUGUCUGACUGGUUCCCGAUAUUCCGACCAGUGAUGAAAAACAAUGUGCUGCAUUUAAUGUGUGUACUGUGUGUAUAAUGUGCGUUCGUGUAAAGAUUCCACAAUAUAAACUCUAGCAUUAUAGGGGAUCCCAAAACCCCCAAAACAAAAGAAAAGUCAAAUUUUUAUAUCAAAUGAAACCUUUUGCUUUUGCGUGCCCAAUUCUAAUUUUAGGUGAUUUUAAGCGGUAAGGCACAAAAAAACAAGGCAAGGAGAGAAAUAUCUAAAAAGGUCAUUAUAUAGAGCGUGGAGUAUCAAGAAAUCCCCCAAAUAAACGAAAAUGCCCACUUUUGUGCGCUAAUGCGUCGUAUUUGGUCUUCAUAUAGAACAAGUUCAUUUUCUAACUUUAAUAAUAAUUAAUAAUAAAAGUCGUGGUGGUGCAUGGAGAAGCGGGAGCCUCACUCAUACAUUCAACAACAGUUAAAUAGCGUUCUAAACGACUACCAGAAGUUUAUGCUCAUGUAAGCGGUUAAGCUUACGUAAGGAGUCCACGUCACACAAUUUCGCCAAACAUGCUACAAGAGAACAACUGUUAAACGACCGCAGUUAGUGCAGUUGUCAGUUUGCGGAAAGAUUCCACAAUAUAAUCCCAAAAUCCUCAAAACAAACAAAAAUGUCUACUUUUGUGCGCUAAUGCGUCUUAUUUGGUCUGCAUAUAGAACAAGUUCAUUUUGGAACUUUAAUAAUAAUUUUGAGUUAUAGUGGUGCAUCGGGAAUCGGGAGCCUCACUCAGAAAUGAUCAUAUAUACUGUAUAGUGCAGUUGUCAGUUCAUGGAAAGAUUCCACAAUUCCCCCCUUUCGGGGGUCCCGCAACCCCCAAAACAAACAAAACUAUCCCUUGUUUACAUCUUUGUGCCCUGAGUUCACGAACUGAGCUCAUGGGGAUCAUGCUGCAGUGGUCUGUAAUUGUGUGUAAGAAAUGAAUAUAUAGACAGUAUAUAUAUAUAUAUAUAUAUAUAUAUAUAUAUAUAUAUAUAUAUGUAUAUACUGUAUAUACUAUAUAUACUGUAUACAGUAUAUAUCACACAAAAGGGAAGGAAAUGCAUCAUGAAUUCUCUGUAUGUAAAUGUUCAGACAUGCUUGAUGCUGUAAAGUGUACAUGACAGUGUUGUUGUGUCUUGCUGUUGUUGUGUCCUUUGUCCUUUCAGCCUUUAUAAUUUGGAUAUAUUUCAUUUGCGUGUGAAUGUCAAGGUCAUCCGUGAAAUGGUGCUUGUGCUGCGUUGAAUGUACACCUUGCUACUGUAUGUCACUACACAUUCAUUUUGGCAUUAAAGACAGGCUGCGCAUUCAUUUUCAUCACUUUUGCCACACCCUGUCUGCUCUUUUGUAUUAAAAACCCAGCUAUCAAUGGCAUGACUUGUAUUGAUGAGUAGAUAUUGAUUUAAAAAAGGGGUAAUAAGACAAUAAGACUUGGCUUCUUUCUGCUCACUUUCAUUCUGAAUUGAAGAGUGUUUGUUUGUUACAUUGUUUUUUUUCUUUUUUGAAUGAAAUAAAUGUUUUAUUUAAAAAAAUAAAAUGAAAAAUAUAUGCAUAA